Molecule: messenger RNA, 1292 nt
Organism: Daktulosphaira vitifoliae (grape phylloxera)
Lineage: Eukaryota; Metazoa; Arthropoda; Insecta; Hemiptera; Phylloxeridae
Exons: 2
Coding region: 1-1035 (344 amino acids)
Source: RefSeq, a predicted model, not a curated record
AUGAACACACUAAAAGACCAAUUAAAAGACGAACAUAAAAAAACUUCCGUCGACGAGCCGAAUGUCCACGAUCAGCAACGUCGACCAGUCAACAGCUGUGGUACGUCGGCAGGCAAAAGAAAAAAACGAACUUCAAAAAUUAGCAAUGACGUCUUAAAAGAAGUAUUAAACUUGCCGGAACCGGUUUACACCAGCGAUUCGGACGAAAUUAAUGAUAUUGGAGACUACUACAUGGUUGAUCACGGGUUUUUAUUCGCCGAACAAGUCCGUAAUAUAAUUCUAGGUCAAAAGCAUUCAAUGGCGUCGCAGAACAAAUUCAGUAUAGACGAAGGUUUCCAGGCAUACUGUACUGACGAAGAGACUCUAGUGAAAACACAUGUUCUGGACCAAGUUCCUGAACAAUGUCAAAAAGGAUCAGGCAAACAAAUUAGUCAACAAUGGAAAAUCGAUUCAAAUGCUAGUGAAAUUGCUUCAGUUGUUCACAAUCAAGAGACUGCCGAUUGGUUGUCCGACGAUCUUACAUCAUUACAAAGAUGUAAAUGCAACAACACGAAAUGUUCUGUUUAUUUGACACUGGCUGUUGACUUUUUAAAUAAAGCUAUGCAAAAUGAACAGCAAGAAGCUGGCGAAAUGAAUACCAAGAGGUCACAAAAGUCUAGUCGACGUCCCUGUGUUUACGAACGCAUUGUCAAAUGGCUAACAUAUUCUGCUGCCAGUACAGAAGACGAAGUAUAUGGUUAUCGUGACGAAGAUGUACCCAUACAUGAGAUACCGCCGUUUAAGGCCAAUGAUUGUUGCGUUCAAUUAAAAUUUUUGAAGUGUGACUCGAGUACCGAAAAUGUUUCCGAAGAAUGUCAACCACAUUCAACAACUGAUCAAGUAGAAAGUGUAAUAACAGAGAAAAGCGACCAACCUGAAACGCCACAACCUAUCGAAAAUACACAAAUGACUACCAAAAAAACAAAAAAAAAUCCUAAAUGCUGGUUCUCCAAGAGAUCAGAUAAAUUAAAAAACAUACCUAUUUUUAUUAAAUGAUUGAUAGUAACUCAUUUUAUUUUAAGUAAAACUUUAAACAAAAUAAUAGAAUUUUUUCGAUAUUAAUGUCUUUGUUUGAUAAUAAUUAAAUUAAUGAUUUAUAUCAAUGGCAACAAGUACUACCUAAAUCAUCUGUAAUUUAGAUUUUUGAUUUUCAAGUAGUCUAAAAAACAAUAAUUAUUAAAAAAAUUAAAGGGAUUCACUACAAUUUCUACUAAGAAAAAAGAGGAAAUGAGCCACAUAUGGUAAGGGCCUGG